Molecule: messenger RNA, 1765 nt
Organism: Cucurbita moschata (crookneck pumpkin)
Lineage: Eukaryota; Viridiplantae; Streptophyta; Magnoliopsida; Cucurbitales; Cucurbitaceae
Product: aminoacylase-1
Exons: 4
Coding region: 193-1539 (448 amino acids)
Biological process (GO): amino acid metabolic process
Cellular component (GO): cytoplasm
Molecular function (GO): aminoacylase activity
Source: RefSeq, a predicted model, not a curated record
AUAUAGUGUAAAUAAUUAUGUACCGGAGCAGCACCGGUCUUCUGUCGCCGGCGAGUUGAAGAGGCAAAAAGCUAAGUUUUGACAAUCCAUUCAUCGGCGGUUGUCUUCACCAUUCGGCAGCUCUCCGGCUUACUCAACUUCAGAAGUUCCGACUUGCUCAACUGCUUGACCGCGGCACCAACGGAGGCGCCCAUGGCGAACUUCCGUCUCCACUGUCGGCUCUUUUCUCUUGCAGUUUUUCUUUUUCUCUUCUCAUUUCCUCUCUCUUUCAGUCAUUCGCAGUACGAUGAUGACGAAUCCGAUCAAAACUCUCCAAUCUCUCGCUUUCAACACUACCUCAGAAUCAAAACCGCUCAUCCGGAUCCGGAUUACGCCUCCGCUGUCUCCUUUCUCGAAUCUCAAGCACUGGAAAUUGGUCUCCAUACGAAGAUUCUUGAGUUUGUUCCAGGUAAACCUCUUCUCCUCGUGACCUGGAAUGGAUUGAAUCCUUCUUUGCCCUCGAUUUUACUCAACUCUCACAUGGACUCUGUCCCCGCUGAGCCCUCUAAAUGGCUCUAUCCGCCGUUCUCCGCCGUCCGGACCUCCGAUGGCAAGAUCUUCGCCCGUGGUUCUCAAGAUGAUAAAUGUAUAGCUAUCCAGUAUCUCGAAGCCAUUCGGAGCCUCCGAAGUCGGAAUUUCAUCCCUGACCGUACGAUUCACAUCUCGUAUGUGCCGGAUGAGGAGAUUGGGGGUUUUGAUGGAGCUGCGAAGUUCGUCUUGUCGAAGGAGUUUAAGGAGUUGAAUGUUGGAUUCAUGAUGGACGAAGGACAGGCGUCGCCGGGAGAUGAGUUUAGGGUUUUUUACGCCGAUAGAUCGCCGUGGGGGCUGAAAAUUCGGGCUGAAGGAACCCCUGGACAUGGUUCUAGAAUGUACGAUAACAGUGCUAUGGAGAAUUUGAUGAAGAGCGUUGAGAUUAUCAGUAAGUUUAGAGAGAGCCAAUUCGAUAUGGUGAAGGCCGGUGAAGCUGCUAAUUCAGAAGUCAUCUCUGUCAAUCCUGUUUUCGUCAACGCCGGAAUUCCCUCCCCCACUGGAUUUGUGAUGAACAUGCAACCUUCGGAGGCGGAAGCCGGUUUCGAUCUCAGAAUACCGCCGACCGCCGACCCAGAUGCCAUUAGAAGAAGAAUUAGGGAGGAAUGGGCUCCAGCUCGACGGAACUUGACGUCUCAGAUUAUUGAGAAAGGACCCAUAAGAGACUAUUUGGGACGUCCAUUAUUGACGAUGACUAACGAUUCGAAUCCGUGGUGGUCUGUUUUCAAGACAGCCAUCUCAGACGCUGGAGGUAAGCUUUCUAGGCCCGAAAUCUUGGCUUCGACGACUGAUGCACGCUUCAUGAGACAGUUAGGCAUUCCUGUUCUUGGUUUCUCCCCAAUGAGUAACACUCCUAUCUUAUUGCACGAACACAACGAGUUCUUGAAGGACACCGUCUUCUUAAGGGGCAUAAAGAUUUAUGAGUCCAUAAUCAGUGCCUUGAGUUCCUUUGUAGCGGAUGCAUCCCAGUAAGUGCUCCCAUGGAUGAACACUGCUAUUGUAAGUACUGAAGUUCUCUUUUCCACACAACGUCACAAUUCACUUGUAAACAUUCUCUUUCGUUUUAUUACCUUUUCAUGAGAUUCGAAUAGGGUAAAUAGUAAACAAAAAAUGAUCUUUUGUAGUAUAUUGAGAUUGUCUCCUCUAAGCGCAUCCUUCCUAAAUUAAAUGGGUAUCAAAUAACGAGAUAUAUUCUAUA